Fomitopsis serialis is the source of this 3138-nucleotide messenger RNA. RefSeq lists its product as uncharacterized. The transcript is spliced from 6 exons. The record is from RefSeq and is a predicted model, not a curated record. The coding region runs from base 60 to 2936 and encodes 958 amino acids. Lineage: Eukaryota; Fungi; Basidiomycota; Agaricomycetes; Polyporales; Fomitopsidaceae.
AAUGGCGCUGCGCUCGAGCGAGCCCGUGUAUACCUUUCAACGUUAGGAAUCGUAGCUGCAUGGACUCAAUGUCAGCCCUCAACCGAUCUCGCCUUUCUCCCGUUCCCCUCAUAGAGGGGUUGCCCAUGAGGAUGUCACCCUCUCGUACCCCCCCUCCUCGGCGACCUGACAUGUCAGCACACCAAUCAACGCUUCCAGAGGAGGCCGAUCUCCCCACAAAUUCGGACAUACGACAUAAUGUAUGGCAGGUCUACAACGACCAAGCAUCGCGGUGGCGCGCAGAAUUCGUCGAAAAAUGGAACAAGGAGAUGGACUCGCUCCUCCUCUUCGCAACCCUUUUCUCUGCCGUCAUCACCGCAUUCGUAGUUCUCUCAUAUCCGAGCCUUCGCCCUGACUCCGGUCAAGCCACAGUCGAUCUACUGCAGCAAAUCAUCGCUUCGCUGCAUACAAACGGAACCCUUCAGCCGGUCCAGGCAUCAACAACGUUCGUUGCAUCAUCAACCCGCGCGUUCAUUCCGAAGGACUACGCCGUCCGCGUGAACACAUUCUGGUUCGCAAGUCUCGUCGUCAGUGUGUCCGUCGCCUUCCUCACCAUCCUCGCCAAACAAUGGCUCGCGAGCCUCGACGGGGACCUUCACCCGUCGGUCGAGGGUCGCGGGCGGCAAUUUCAGUACCGAUACGACAACGCACGCGCGUGGAAUCUUUCCUCCGCACUCGAGUGUCUACCGCUCCUUCUCCACAUGUCGCUUCUCCUUUUCUUUGCGGGCCUCAUUGACUUCCUCUGGGCGACAAACACCACUGUCGCCAUCGUCGCGACGGUGCUCAUCGGACUGACGGUCGGUAUCUACAUCGGUACCUACGUCCUCUCACACCUCUCGUCCACCUGCCCAUACAGGACGUCGGUCGAUCCUACGACGUGGACCUGGGAGUUCCUCCGCAGGUCGAUCUACACGUCCUGGAAGAUCACGUACCCGCUGGUCAAGGGCUACCGCACGCUCCUGCGCAUGAUCUCCUAUUGCGGCAUCGAGAUUCCACCCUCUCUGGCCUAUCCCGCUCGUGGCCCCAUCCUGCGCACGGAGUACAUCAUGCGCGCGUACGCCGCGCCGCUCGUCGACUCGCACUCGCGCGAGAUCAACUACAUCUUCGGCAACGCCGCGUUGAUGGAUUCCAAGGUGCUCUCGCGCAUGGUCGAGUCCUUCCAGAUGGGCCUCACGGACCAGGACGCGGAGCUCCUCGCCCACUCCAUCGCGCGCUUCCCGCACCUCGUCGCGUACCGCAACCUCUUCAUCGACGCGGGCUCCGUGCGCUUCCUCACCCAGUGGCUCCGCUGGCUCGAGGAGUUCGAGUUCGACGACCUCAAGUCCUCCGUGCAGAACGAGUAUGCGCUCGUGGAGAGGGCCCUCGCGAGGCUUCUCACGGAGGUGGUUGACGAUGACGCGAGGGCGAUCCCGACGCCUUGGGGCCUGCCGAGGACGUACAAGCGACCGCAGGAGACCAUGUCGCUCAACGCGGACCUCGCCCUCCGGACGAUGCGGCUCUCUUGUAUCGACGAGGACGCUGUGGAGGAGAUCCCGGGCGACAUCAUCCUGUUCUCGCAUAGACUCCGGCUGCAGCUCGUCGCCUUCCCUCUCACGUGGUACUCGGGCAACUUAAAGGAGUCUGUGAAAGAGUACUACGCUCGCCUGAUGCCGUUCAAGAGGCUGAACACACUGGAGAGCGAAGACAGGAUGUCAAUCGUCAACACCACCAUCUACGUUGCCACGCGCGUGAUCGACCCUCCCCAGUGGACCAAGCCCACCGAGGUUGUCUCCGCACGCCUUGAGCACAAGCACGGCGCUCUCGACGCAUUUGCUUCACUCGUGCUACACAAUCCCGGCAUGGACUUUGCGCUCCUUCGCCAGAUCUGCUGGGCCCUCUGCGUGCUCUCCAUUCCCGAGCGUAGACUAAUUCCCAAGUUUGACGACUUCCACUUGCUCAUCACGCAGGUGCGACGCACGGACCGGCUGUUGGAUGCCCUGAGAAGCAACGUCCUCGCACCGAGAAAGCAGCAUCCCGUGAUGCUCCACGCAAUGCUCGUAGUACUCGAGGAGUUGCUGUACUCAACGUAUGCUCCUGGUCGGUCGUCCGACAAGCUCGAAGAGGCGGAUCGUAUCAAGCUGAUAGAGGCGCUGAUUACGCGGUACCCUACAUUUCUGCAGGAACUACACGCGGAGCUACUCGACUCCUGGAACUGCGAUGACAGUCAGGCAGCGGCGAGCUGGCAGCACGGUUCCUUCUCCCUACAAGACUCGCUGCGCCUGCUGAGACGUGUCGUCCGCGUGUCUGGAUUCCUCGGCUACUACUGCCCCACAGAUCUGGGCCCGCUCAAGAUCGACCGCGAGCAGAUCACUCAUUCCACCCUCGAGAUACUCCAGUUCAUGUGCAGCCAUGACCAUAGACACAGCGACCCCGAAACCAGGAUAGCGAUUCACCGCGUCGCGUACGGCGCCGCGUGCCGGUUCACCAUCCUCAACUCUGGCGUGCCCACGCCGAUCGUGCCCCCCGUGGAUGAGUUCGUCUUCGACAACCACUCCGCGUGGGCCGUUGGCGAGCAGAUGAUCGCGGCGCUGCGGGUCGCUUCUGCGGUGUUCAACCCGCCCAAGUCGAUCAAGACGGUCCUGACAAUGAUGGCUGACCUGCGAUACAUUUCGACCGACUCGAGGUUCCGUUCGGGGAUCCUGGCGCAUCUACGGAGACCAGAGUCGGGAGUUCCUGAACUUCUCGAUCUUCUCUUGCAAAAAUGGUGUGAGGAUGAGGCGCGCGAGGCGAUCAGUACUUUGGAAGGGACUGGAAGCCUGUCAGAGAGGCCGCGACCUACACCUCGACAAGCGACUCGGACGAGGAGGUCAACGCGCCCCCGACUUGAUACUACGAAAGCUGGUAUACGAUUGAAGUGACGUCUAGACGUAGACGUUGCGUGGAUGCUAUUAACGAUUGUACGAUUGUGUGGCAGUUCAGUAUGGCGGCAUAUCCAUGACAAAAUUAGACUUAUACUCAUCAACGCUGUAAUUGAUACUCUGUGUAUCACUGGCUGUAAAGUAUUAUGUCCUCUAUUUUGGUGGCUUUGAGAAUCCCAGUCGUAGGGUAAUUGACGUCCGG